Molecule: messenger RNA, 444 nt
Organism: Cantharellus anzutake
Lineage: Eukaryota; Fungi; Basidiomycota; Agaricomycetes; Cantharellales; Hydnaceae
Product: NLI interacting factor
Exons: 4
Coding region: 1-444 (147 amino acids)
Molecular function (GO): protein serine/threonine phosphatase activity
Source: RefSeq, a predicted model, not a curated record
AUGAUCGAGGUUGUAUUGAACGGGAGAAGUACGUUGUACACGGUUUAUAAGAGGCCCUUUGUGGAUUAUUUUUUGAAGAAGGUCUCGGCAUGGUAUACUGUUGUCGUUUACACAGCGUCAAUGCAGGAAUAUGCGGAUCCUGUUAUUGACUGGCUUGAUGGGGGACGCGGUAUCCUCAGUAGACGAUUUUUCCGCGAGUCCUGUACACAACUCAAUAAUGGGACAUACACGAAAAACUUAUCUCUUGUUGAUUCGGAUCUUAGUAGAGUAUGUAUCAUAGAUAACUCACCAAUUAGUUAUAGUAACGACCCAGCCAAUGGAAUUCCAAUUGAAGGGUGGUAUUCGGAUCCUCAUGACGAAGCCCUACUUGACCUCCUUCCGAUACUGGAUUCACUCCGCUUCACGAAGGACGUCCGACGCGUUCUCGGGCUGAAAGCAUUUUGA